Molecule: messenger RNA, 2219 nt
Organism: Tetranychus urticae (two-spotted spider mite)
Lineage: Eukaryota; Metazoa; Arthropoda; Arachnida; Trombidiformes; Tetranychidae
Gene: Ada3
Product: transcriptional adaptor 3
Biological process (GO): regulation of transcription by RNA polymerase II
Cellular component (GO): SAGA complex
Molecular function (GO): transcription coactivator activity
Source: RefSeq, a predicted model, not a curated record
CUUUCUCUAAGCUUGUGUUUUUGUUCAAGAUUUGUAUUUUGAGUUUUUUGUUAUUUCUUUUAGUUUCAAAUGAAUUGAAUUCUCAACAUACACUGUUUUUAAAUAAUUGUUUAUCAUAAGGUUUGUGUGAACCUUAAGCUUGUCCUAUGGUUGUUUGAUUUAUUUAUUUUGGUGAUAAUUCUUACCGAUGAAGGGUAAAGGUAAAAAGGAAAGAGACUCCGAAGAUGAGUGCCCAUUGUUAUUCAUCGACUUUAAGUCGAUUGAUUUUAAAGACUGUCCUCGUUUAUCUUCUAUUUUGAACCGAAAAGAUGAAAAAAAUAUUGGAUUGAAAGAUCUUGAUUGUCUACAAUUGGAACUAGAGUCUUUAUUAACUUCGGUUAUCUCGAGAAAAAACCAACUUGAGAAUGAAAUGGAAUCUCUGGUCAAUUGGCAUGAUGCUAAAACAAAGGAUAAAAAGUUGAAUGUUAAGCAGUCCGAAGCAUCAGGAAAACGAAGUAAUCAAUUGGAUGCCAGUACAAGUAAAAAAUUCAAGGAAUCUCACUCCACAAAUCAUUCAGCUCCUCAUGGAUCGAAUAAUAAUAGUGGAAAAUCUCAAGGAUCAAUAAGGUCCAAAAGUAAAGAUGUGAAAACACAAGACGUACCUGAUUCAUUUAAUGAUCCGUUGGCAAUUGCUUCUAACUCAACUCCAAUUAGGAAUGAUCUCCCUGAGAAAUUCUGGAAAUUUGUCGAACCCUAUUGUGCCCCCGUUAAACCUGAGGAUAUUAAGUAUCUUGAAGAGAUUCUAAAGCAAUGUGAAGUUGAUGAUGAUCUUUUAAAAAUCCCUACAAUUGGUAAAAACAAUCAUACAUCGUGUAAAUUGGAUGACUCAUGGGAAAGUAAAACCGAUUCUUCUAAAAGUAAUACUGCUCUCGAAAAGAAGAAAGGUCUAAGUCCGUACAAUAGUGCAACGCCAGGUGAAAAAUGCUCAAAGAAAACCAAAGAUUCUAGAAACGACUCUGACAAGUGUUGCUUCGGAAUUUUAACUCAAAGACUUGUAUCCUGUCUUAUUGAAGAAAAUCUUUCUCGAGGAGAAGGAUUAGACACAGACCUCGAAUUAAAUGAAAAAAUAUCCAAUGCAAGCAAUAUAAACCUACUCAAGUCGCUCAAUUUUGGCAAUACAAAUGGUUUGGAGAAGCGUUUAAAAAAGGAACUCGAAGAGCAAGGACUUUUGGAUCCAGAAGAUGGUGAAAUAGCUGAUGGUUUAGACGAAGAAUCGGAUGAGAUUUUAGCUGAAAUGAUUAAAUGUCAAAAUGAAUUGAAAAUCAUUUCAGCCAAAAACCAGGCAACAAUAAAGUAUCUCUUAGAGAUGGCAAAGAAGGAUGUUACCAAACAAGAAUGGGAAACAAAACUGAAGGCUGCUGAUACUGAAGUCAUGGAAGCUUAUAAAAAAAUUUUAAGCGCUAAACAGAAAAAGCGAAUUCCUACCAAAAAAGAGAAAGAGGCUGCUACAAAAGCGUUAAAAGAUAGAGAAGCAAUUUUGAAAGAAAUUGAUUCAAUCAAAUGAUCGGAAAUUCAAAUUGCCGAAUAUUUUCACUUCUUUUCUUCACAUUUAUUUAUCUAGUACAAACAUGGACAAAUCCAUUGAGAGAUUAUGUUCAACUUUCCUCUCUUUAUACAGCAAAGGUACUUUGGUACAAUUUGGUCGGGUGCAAUUAUAAUCAAGACGCAAAACUAUCCCAGUGAACUUGAACUUAUUUUCCCGGUUUCUCUAUCAGCAAAUCGACCAAGUCACAGAGGAUUAUUUAUCUGAGAGUAAAACUGGAUCCCAUUUAUUAUCUUUGAUUAACCAACACUGCCAUUAUCAUAGCCAAUUUUGUCAUAUUCUUCCACCUCACAAAUUCAUCUUUUUUUCAUCUCUCACAUCUUUCAUAUAUAAAUAUUUAUAUACAUAUUACCUUAUUCCUUGUUUAAUUUAUCCUGAAUUAUGUCAAACAUUUUACCUCAACUCUAAAGUUGAAACAAAAUUUUUGCCAGUAGUUAAAUUCAGUCUAAUAAUUUUAAAACAUUUUUUUAUGAGAAACAAAUAAGCUAUCAUCAUUAUAUCUUGUAUACUGUCCAUCAUUCAUACUCACCAAUGUCACUAGAAAAAUUUUCCUCAAUUAAUUUGGUAAAUGCUUAAAUUGAUUAAAUUUUAGCAUAAUUAUAGAAAUUUUACUUGAAUUAAACGUUUACAUUUAGAA